CAGCACCAGACUGCUUUGUGGCGGGUUGCCUUGAAGAGUGGGGUGGAGAGCGGAUCUGAUGCCGAACUCCCUCUAAGCCUCCGUAGAUAUUAUCUUUGAUGUGGCGUUUUAUGAACGUAUUGUUCGAACGUCUCGUCUUCUUGUAAAGCUUCUGGUGAUAAAACCUCGGUGAUCCUCCGCCCAUCCUCGAGUCUAACCGCUGCUGACACACCACCCGGAUUCAUUUCUCCUCAGUGCCCCCCUUAAAUUAAUAAACUAUGGAUAGAGCGGAUCUUAUUCAGAAGGCCAAGCUGGCCGAGCAGGCUGAACGCUACGACGACAUGGCAGAUUGUAUGAAGGAGGUUACAGAGAAGGGAGGCGAGCUGUCAAACGAGGAAAGGAACCUGCUCUCCGUCGCCUACAAAAAUGUGGUCGGAGCGAGGCGAUCCGCAUGGAGGGUGUUGUCCAGUAUCGGUAUGAAGACCGAGGGGAGCGAAAAGAAGCAGCAGAUGGUCAAGGAGUACCGAGAGAAGGUGGAGAAAGAGCUGGAGGAGAUCUGCAACUGUGUUUUGAAACUGCUGGACAAUUAUUUGAUUGAGAAUUCCACAAAUCCAGAGAGCAAAGUCUUCUAUCUAAAGAUGAAGGGGGACUACUACAGAUACCUCGCUGAAGUCGCUUCUGGAGACAACAAAUCAAAGACCAUUGAGAGCUCCCAGCAAGCAUACCAGUCUGCAUUUGACAUCAGCACCACUGAGAUGGACCCGACGCAUCCCAUCCGCCUGGGCUUGGCCCUUAACUUCUCCGUCUUCUACUAUGAGAUCCUCAACUCUCCAGAUAAAGCCUGUGAACUGGCCAAAAAGGCGUUCGACGACGCCAUCGCAGAGCUCGACCAGCUACAUGAGGAGUCCUAUAAAGACAGCACCCUCAUCAUGCAGCUCCUCAGAGACAACCUCACAUUAUGGACAUCGGACAACGCGACCGAAGAGGGCGACGCUGGAGACGGAGAGGCUGGCGAUACCGAAAACUAAAGCAUGAUGGCCCUUCUUAUUGGGAUUAUCUCCAAAAACAACAGAAAAAACCACAAAAAAAACUUUUUACAUAUUAUUCAUUCCUUAAUGAUCCACUCAAACAUUCUGACAGGUAAUCCCACAUUAACAAAAUGAUUCAAUUUACACCUCAGAUUGGAGAAAAGAGCCCUCCAUCCCUUCUUUCCUUCAGUUAUUUGUUUAUUUACUCCCUUUCUAUUUGAGCUUUAGAGAAAUUAUUGAUACCCCGACAAGAGUCCACUUUAGGAAGAAGAGAAACUGGAAAUUUUAGUUUUCCAUUAUGAUUUGUGUCCUAUUAUAAGAAAUACAAAGUUUCCCUUGUAAUCCUUUUUAGAGUGUCUGUCUCUAAACAAAACAAAAAAAAA
Messenger RNA from Oryzias melastigma (Indian medaka), 1390 nucleotides. RefSeq names its product 14-3-3 protein beta/alpha-1. The coding region runs from base 258 to 1007 and encodes 249 amino acids. Gene Ontology annotation, biological process: signal transduction. The record is from RefSeq and is a predicted model, not a curated record. NCBI's taxonomy places the organism in Eukaryota, Metazoa, Chordata, Actinopteri, Beloniformes, Adrianichthyidae. The transcript is spliced from 6 exons. Gene Ontology annotation, cellular component: cytoplasm.